GAAGUACUGUGCUGUGUUUCGAAGAUGAAUGAAUAAAACGUUUCCAUUAUUAUUCAUUCAAUAAUUUACCCGCAAACGGUAAAAAUCGGAAAGCAUGAAAUUCCCCGGCAAGUUCCAUCUGAGAAUUCUUUGAAGGCAAAUCCUUCGAAAGUUCCUUCCGCGUUUCUCAUCUCUCUUUUGAAUUUUGACUAUAACUCGAAAACCUAUAAGAGAAAAUGUUUGCUAACCUUCAACUUAUCAGUUCGACCCGGAGGAUGAAAUAAAGGGGGUUUUGGAGAGGAAUUAUGCAGGAAAACUCUAAUGACCAGGAUCCUGACGAAUGGCUGCAAAUUAAUACAGAAGGUGCGGCUCCAGCAAUCGGGAAAGAUGAGGUCGAACUGUUGCACGAAAGGAAUGCGGAAUCGGGCUCUAUUUUCAUGCCAACCGAAGAACCCAUCAGCUGGAUGGUCCAGUUUCUAGUGGCUGUAGCAAUUUCUUCAGGAAUGGCCUUCAUCGGAAUCGGCUUGGCUUAUUCAUCUCCAGCUCUUCUGUCCUUACGCGAAGACGCUAAUCGAGGCUUCCAAAUGUCAACUCAAAAGGAAUCCUGGUUCGGAUCGUGUCACUUUCUCGGCGCAUUUCUUGGAGCUUUCAUUGGUGGACCUGUGUCUCAUAAGCUGGGACGAAAGAGAGCAUUAGAACUUUGCGUUUGUCCUCUUUUGCUUGGCGGAUUUCUGUGUCUCGGUGUUGCCAAGUACUUAUUCGUGCUGUUGAUUGGAAGGGCUUUAGUCGGAAUCGCCUGCGGAAUAACCACCACGAUCAUUCCCAUGUACCUGGCGGAAGUUGCAGCUGCUUCAAUACGCGGCUCGCUCGGGAUAUUGACACAAAUCAUGUUGCUGUCCGGAGUGGUCAUCAUUUUCAUAUUUGGCACUCUCUUGGACUAUCAUUGGAUGGGAUACGCGUCUGCCACUCUGGUCGCCCCGUUCUGGGUUGUCAUAUUUUUGUGUCCCGAGUCUCCGACUUGGCUCGUGUACACUGGCCAGCACGGCAAAGCCAGGCGGUCCUUGUCGAAGAUUAAAGGUCCGAAAUACGACCAUGAAAGUGAGGUCAAGUAUCUUGACUUUCACUUGAAUCAAAAUGUGGCCAAAGAGCAUAAAAACUGGAAAAAUGCUAGAAAUCUGGUACCAUUAUUUGCCAGCGUAAUAUUGCUUUCGACUCACGGUUUGAGUGGUGGAAUCGACACGGUGACUUAUCUUGCACUGAUCUUUCAACGACUUAAAAUUCCAAUCAAUGGCAGUUUGAUUGGAGUGGUUUUUGCCGUAGGACAGGUCUUUGUGCUGGUCGUGUUUGCGUUGGUUGUGGAUAGGAUGCCACGAAAAUUCUACUUGAUUUUUUCGGCCUGCUUAACAAUUGCUUUGCUC
Notodromas monacha is the source of this 1397-nucleotide messenger RNA. Lineage: Eukaryota; Metazoa; Arthropoda; Ostracoda; Podocopida; Cyprididae. The record is from the annotation of a GenBank genome assembly.